Molecule: messenger RNA, 546 nt
Organism: Exophiala oligosperma
Lineage: Eukaryota; Fungi; Ascomycota; Eurotiomycetes; Chaetothyriales; Herpotrichiellaceae
Exons: 1
Coding region: 1-546 (181 amino acids)
Source: RefSeq, a predicted model, not a curated record
AUGGCCUCUGAUCCUUUUGAUGAAUUACUCGAACUCGAGAACGACUAUUACAAGGAAGGCUAUGAUGCUGGAGUAGCCGACAGCAGAUAUGUUGGCAUGAUUGAAGGUAAGGUUUUUGGCAUCGAGAAGGGAUACGAGAAGGCGAUUGAACUCGGCAAACUUCAUGGACGAGCCCUUGUUUGGCAAAGCAGAUUUCUGCAACAACCGUCAGGAGCAGACUCUACGCCACCAAUAUCACAACAAGAAUCUAUGGAAGCUCCGAGGUCCGGUGCUGCUCAAAAAUUAGACGAGAGUGUGACGGCUCUUCCCCGGCUCUCGAACACUACACGCCUCCGAAGGCACGUCGAUGGCCUGCAAUACGUUACCGACGGUACAACCGUGGCACGAGAUAAUUCAGACGAAGCAGUAACGGAGUUUGACGACCGAGUGACCAAGGCUAGUGCGAAGGCCAAGGUCAUUGCCAAUAUAGUUGGCGAAUCGCUGAAUCCUGCAACCAGCACAAAAACUGGAAUUGAAGACGCUACGGGACUUCAGGCAAGGCGUUAG